GCCUACUUAGAAACGAAGGCUAAUCAAGCUAUUUUUUAUUUUUCCUUCUUCUGUGACCGGGAAUAUGCUCACUAUAGCUGCUCUGUUUGCUCUCCUUCUCUUCCUAUCAUACCUUCUCUUCCCCGUUACCUUCCGCUCGAUGGCUAGACUGUUCCUAGGGGCAGCCUGGUGGAGCAGGAGCAACAUCCCCACACUAGCCUACCAGAGAAACUCGCCGUUUUGUAGGGAGCUAGUCAGUCGCUGCCCUAUACUAACAGAAAGGUACAACCCUCCAGUGUGGGGUUACAAUGGUCACAUACAAACUGUAUUGUUCUCUUUCUUCGGUCGCUUUAAAGAUCUUAAUUUAGCGAGGGAGCGUGUGACAAUAAAAGUGAGGGAUGGAUCGACUGUGAGCUAUGAUUUAUUUGGAGACAAAAGCAUUGAUGAUGGUGCCCGUGGUAAUGUCAUGGUGAUUAUUAUACCAGGUAUUUUAAAUACAGCUGAAUCAGACUACAUAAAGCACACCACAUCUCAUUUAGUUGAAAGUGGGCAUCGUGUGGCUGUCCUUAAUCACUUAGGAUGUCUGCCUAACGAGAAACUCAAAUCACCAAGACUAUUUACAUACGGAGGCACUGGUGAUAUCUUGCUGAUGUACAAAGACCUUCUCCAUCGGUUUGGUGAAGACACUCUUUUUGUCGGCAUUGGAUUCUCUCUUGGUGCUUUUAAUCUUCUCCAUUUUCUGGCAGAAGAUGACAAAAUUGAGUCAAAGUUUGCCUGCGUAUUCUCCUUCUGUCAAGGAUACUGUCCGGCACAAGCUGCUCCAUGCCUGUAUCACUGGUCUGAAGGAAUGAGAAUUUAUAAUUUCCUUGUAUCAAAGCGUUUAACUUAUUUCUUGAAAAAGCAUGAGCCAGUACUUUUUAAUAAAGAAAGAGACGAGCCUACAGUUACUAAUGAGGACUUGAGUGAUGGCGAAUGUAUUCCUGAGUCUACAGUUUAUCAAGGAAGAGAUGUGAAUGGUUUCUCGCUUGAUAAAGGAAAGCGUUUAAGACCGGAUGACAGGGUGUGGUCCUGCACAUCUAUAACCGAGUAUGAUGAUCACUUUACAAGGCGUGUCUUAGGAUUUGAUUCAGUCACUGAUAUGUAUCAGACCAUAUCUUGCCGUAAGUUUCUGCACAAAAUAAAAUCAGUUCCAGUCAUACUUGUUAAUUCAAUCGAUGACCCCAUUAUACCAGAGGAGCUCCAUGAGAUACCAAUAAAAUAUGCUACCAAUCACAAUCCGAGGUCAAUCUUCAUACAAACACUUCACGGUGGCCAUCUUGGUUUCUACGAAGGUGGUUUGCUCAUUCCUAGCGACUUGUCGUGGAUAGACAGACUCGUAUUAGAAGUGAUGCCAGUUAUAUUGAAGCUAGUUAAGUAACUGUAUUAUAACUAUUAAUAUCAAAGCGAUUUAUCAUUGAUUUUGAUUUAGCUGUUUUUAAACUGAUUAUUUAAUAAGUCAUUAUUGAAGUCUCACUAUAA
Messenger RNA from Amphimedon queenslandica, 1497 nucleotides. RefSeq names its product monoacylglycerol lipase ABHD2-like. The transcript is spliced from 7 exons. The record is from RefSeq and is a predicted model, not a curated record. Gene Ontology annotation, molecular function: monoacylglycerol lipase activity; acetylesterase activity. Bases 65 to 1396 code for a protein of 443 amino acids. Gene Ontology annotation, biological process: steroid hormone receptor signaling pathway; medium-chain fatty acid biosynthetic process; medium-chain fatty acid catabolic process. Gene Ontology annotation, cellular component: sperm flagellum; sperm plasma membrane. Lineage: Eukaryota; Metazoa; Porifera; Demospongiae; Haplosclerida; Niphatidae.